Messenger RNA from Aethina tumida (small hive beetle), 3619 nucleotides. RefSeq names its product chromosome-associated kinesin KIF4-like. Lineage: Eukaryota; Metazoa; Arthropoda; Insecta; Coleoptera; Nitidulidae. Gene Ontology annotation, molecular function: microtubule motor activity; microtubule binding; ATP binding. The record is from RefSeq and is a predicted model, not a curated record. Gene Ontology annotation, biological process: mitotic spindle organization; microtubule-based movement. The transcript is spliced from 14 exons. Bases 37 to 3357 code for a protein of 1106 amino acids.
UAUACUUACAAAAACUAAUUCCAAUCUUCCUUGCAGAUGUCUGAUAAUUGUUCCGUAAAAGUUGCAGUGCGCGUACGACCUCUGGAUACUUGCGAAAUUCAGAAGGGAUGUAAGGAAAUCAUUGACAUCAUCCCUGAGAAUGACCAAAUUCUAAUUCACGAAAAAACGUUUACGUUCAACUACGUGUUUGGUCCUGAGUCUUCGCAGGAUGAGGUUUAUCACAGGUCUGUCAGCGGGAUGAUAACGAACCUGUUUAAGGGUUACAACGUGACCAUAUUGGCCUACGGCCAAACUGGUUCAGGCAAGACGCACUCCAUGGGGACCGCCUACAAGGAGGAUGGUGAUAUGGGUGUCAUACCCAGGGCAAUUCAACACAUCUUCGACUACAUAACUGAUAACUUAUCUCUAGACUGCAACAUAAAAGUUUCAUUCGUGGAACUGUACCAGGAGAUGCUAUACGACCUAUUAGCUGGCAAGCCUAGAGAACAAUGUGUCUUGGAUAUUAGAGAAGACGUAUCCAAAGGAAAUUACAUACCAGGACUGACGCAAAUCCCCGUGGUAAACGCCAGACAAGUCAUUGCCCUACUUGCACAAGGUUCCAUUGGCCGAGUUACAGGUUCAACGAACAUGAACUCCCAAAGUUCCAGAAGCCAUGCCAUCUUCACUCUUAACAUCUCGAUUCACCACAAAUCUGAGGAUGGUGACAAUAAUAUAACAGCCAAGUUGCACUUGGUUGAUCUGGCUGGCUCAGAAAGGCCCAAGAAGACCGGUGCAGUGGGUAAUACUUUCAAAGAAGGUUGCAACAUCAAUAAAGGCUUGUUUGUGCUGGGGAACGUCAUCAGCUGUUUGGGCGAUGAAAAUAAAGCCGGUGCCUUCGUCCCUUAUCGGGAUAGUAAUCUUACUCGGCUGUUAAAAGACUCGCUUGGAGGCAACAGCAUCACUUUGAUGAUAGCGUGUGUCAGCCCUGCUGAUUACAAUUCAGAAGAGACAGUUUCCACUUUAAGAUACGCAGACAGAGCUAAGCAAAUCAAGAACAAGCCUGUGAUUAAUCAAGACCCUCACAUUGCUCAAAUAUGUAAGCUCAAAAGCACCAUCCAACAGUUGAGGCUCCAAAUAGUGGAGCAAGGCGGUCCAGUGGCGGUGUGCCCCGCUGACAUCGAAGACCUGAAGAGAAGGAAUGCCAAUUUGGAAAAGGACAACCGUGAACUGAACGUUAGAUUGUCGGCUGUUAUGUUCGACAACACUGGUCUGUUGGAGAAGUUGAACAUUUUGCAAAAUCACACCGAAAGUAUGAGCAAUCACUUAAACAACUUGACCAGAAACUUCCAAUCCACCACCAACAACCUAAACGAAGGGCUGGAGAACAACAACACGGAGUUGGUGAAGACCAGUAUGCAAAACCUGUUUGAUAUCCAGAAAAAAUUCGAAGACAUGAACAACGAACAAAAGAAAACCGUCGAAGACAUCAAGUACCACGAGGAGUCCUUCGCCAAACUAAUAAACGCCCCCGACAACUUCAGCGAAAUAAACGUGGACUUCGACGAACAACAAACCGAAUUCACAUCCAAACAGGUGGCCCUCAACACCGAGCUUCAGGAAUGCAUGAAGCAGCUGGCCCGCAAAGAGGGCCUGGCCCAGCAACUCAUAAGGAACGUCCAGUACAUGGUGGACUACAACGGUUUGGCUCAGAACGAAGAAAAGAUAAACUCACUGCAGAAGGAGAAAGACGAAUUACUGCAGCAGCUUAAGGCUGUGCAAUCUCAGGAUAAUGUUGGCAAAUUAGCUGAGCAACGUAGGAAGCGCCUCAAAGAGCUCGAAACCCAAAUCCAGGAUCUGCAGAAGAAAGUUGCCGUACAAUCCCGACUGAUUAAGCACAAAGAGAAGGACGAGAAAAUGAUAAGGGACUUAGGCAACGAAAUCUUAAAUAUGAAGCAGAACAAGGUCAAGUUGAUGAAGAAAAUACGAGAGGAGUCGGAGAAGUUUAGGGAGUGGCGGAUCCAACGGGAAAGGGAGUUGGCGAAGCUGAAGCAACAGGACCGGAAGAAGGACAACGAAAUUGUCAAGAUUAAAUUGAGGAACGCGAAGCAACAGAACGUACUAAGAAGAAAAGUGGAGGAGGCCAAUGCGCUCAACAAACGACUGCAACAAGCACUGCAAAAGAGGACCCAAGGUCAAGAAGGGAAGAACGACAAAGCCAAAUGGCUCAGACAUCACCUGAAGGAGGAGUUGGAGAUCUUCUUCAGUUUCAUCGAGGCGGAAGAAACGGUCAUCAACUUGCUGGAGGACCGUGGCAAGCUGCAGGAACAAUUAGAAAUCUUAAGAUCUAACCCAGAAACGGUGGGCUCCGAAGAGUGCAAAAACUUGGAGGAGGACAUCGAGUGUAGAUCAGCCCAAAUUUCAGAUUUUCAGAACAAAAUUAUGGAAUCAGAUGACGAUAAUAAAUUAAGAGCUCGAUUCGAAAACAUACAAUCCAUGUCUGAUGCGAAGCAGACUCUCCGUUUGCUGUUCGAGCACGCAACUGAUAUUAAAAGGAAGGCGGUCCAAAGUCAGCUGAAGCUGACGGAAACUCACGAAAUAACUGCUGAAGUGAGGGACUGCAAAAAAAACUACGAGGACAACAUGAGGAGGAUUGAGGAAAAGUACGACAAGCAACUAUCGGAGCUACAAAACUCUUACGAAGAGAAAAUAUCGCUUCUACUUAGACAAUUGUGUGGUGUCAAAGUUGGAGAUGGGGCAGCCGAUGAUGAACUCAAAGGGCGUUACCAGCUGCUCGUGGAGGAGUACUCCCAGCUAGAGGAAAGAGCAACUGAGUUACAAAGACAAUUAGAUCACUACAAGAACCCUGUGAGUACUGAAGCAGCUGGUACCUCCGGCGAUAGUAAAAAAAUCAAAUCGAAGGCAGUUCACUCUGAUGAGACCCUCGUGAAGAAGCAUGAAAGUGAGAAGGAGAACUUGGAUUCGAGUGUGGAACAGUUAUUGGACGACGAUAAAAAGGAUCCUGACUGGAGAAGAACACCACUAGGUAAACGUAUACUGCGUGAAAAGAAAAGGUUGAAAGGUCAAAGAAGCUAUAACGACUUAAAAAGUACUGACGGAGAGUCUAGAGCGUUGAAGAGAUGUGCGGGCGGCGGUUGUACGUGCAAAACGAAUUGUUCCGCCCGUUGUGGUUGCAGGAAGAUGAAUCGUUGUUGCAGGACACCGUGCAGAUGCGAUUCGAUGUCGUGUCUGAAUCGGCAACUAAAUUAUGCUGAUGAUGUGGAAGGCAAGUCUGAUGAUCAAGGAUCAGGGGAGGAUAACGGUUCCUUCAGUACCAUCAACAGAGGAUGUAAGAAGGAACUCUUCAAUACCCCCGAUUGAACAAUCAAACUUUGAAAAUUUUUAACACUUUUUAAAUUUUUUACAUUUUAAUUUUAUUUGCAAUUAUGAGUGAUUUAUAUAUAUAUGUAGUUAACAAUUUUACAAAAACAAUAAAUUUAUUAAAUUAACAAGGGUAGAGCCCCACCAAAUUCCCACACGACAAAACUAAUUUAUAAAGUACACAAUUUAGAUAAUUAAUUAACCUAAACUAAAUUUGUCGAACCCCGAAAAUACAACUUAAAAUAAAUGAUAUCAAAUAUCA